CGUUUUAUUCUUACUAAACUUCAAAUUUAAAAUAGGUAACAGAAAAAGAAUAAUGUGUCCCUGAUUUAUUAUGUUUAUUAUAACUUUGAUAAACCUAAAAAAAUGUGUACGUGUCUACACGUGCUUUGCGCUUACGUUAUUGUAAUUAUGUAAUUCUAAAAUUGCUGACUUUUUUGUAAAACAUAAAACCUUUUAUGUUUUUUAUCGGUUUUCUAUAAAUGAAUUUAUACUUUCUAAAUAGUUAUUUAGAAAAUAUCGGCAGUCUAUAUUAUGAUAUGCAAUUGAAACGAAUUUAUUGUACUACAAACGUGUUUAUACGAUCAGUUAAAUGAAUAAGUAUUAUAUUAACGUAUUUUUAAAACAGACCGCAAUUAUUUGGUGUAAACGUUGUGUAUCUAAUUUUAAAACCGUAAUGAGUCCAUGUGAAGACAAUUUUUACAAGCAAGCAAUUGUGGCUUUAAAUGCACUACAAUCUAAUCAAAAGUAUAUAAACAAUAUCAAUAAAAAUAGUUAUAAGUUUAAUAACUUUGAAAAAUUUCUAAAUCGAGCUGGAAUUAAGGUAGAUGACUUAGAUCAACUCUCCAUAAUCCACGUUUCAGGUACUAAAGGUAAAGGAACAACUUGUGCUUUUUGUGAAAACAUCUUGCAACAACAUGGGUACAAAACUGGAUUUUUUUCUUCCCCGCACUUAUUGGAGGUUCGUGAAAGAAUAAGGGUUAAUGGAAUUCCUUUAGAAAGAGAAAAGUUUGGAAAUUAUUUUUGGGAUGUAUAUAGAAAAUUGGAUUUAGUUAAAGAGCAUUCCACUGACAUGCCUGGGUAUUUUGCCUUUUUAACUAUAGUAGCAUUUUAUGUGUUUCUAAAAGAGAAAGUUGAUGUGGCUCUAGUUGAAGUUGGAAUUGGAGGAGAAUCGGAUUGUACGAAUAUAAUAAAGUAAGUAGGCAAUAUAUUUUCGUUAUCAUAUACAGGGAUCUUCAAAGAGACAUGUAAGAGAUUUGAAAAUUUGGUAGUAUAUAUUUUUUCGACGAAUUCGUAUGAAAAAAUUUUAAGGUAACUUUGUUAACCAACUUCUAUGCCUAUGAUGAAUAGUUUCUGAGAUAAUUUUAUUCAUAGAAAAACGCUACCGCAACCGAAAUUAUAACUUCCACAAAAAAAUAAUUAGAUUGUUGAAAUUUUUACCAGUUAUACCCAAAUUGAACUUUAUAAUUUAUACUGGAUGUUCAGAAAAAAAGUUUAAAACUUCAAACACGAAUAACUUCGUUUCUUCAAAUAGCACUUCGUAUUUUAUU
Molecule: messenger RNA, 1286 nt
Organism: Agrilus planipennis (emerald ash borer)
Lineage: Eukaryota; Metazoa; Arthropoda; Insecta; Coleoptera; Buprestidae
Product: folylpolyglutamate synthase, mitochondrial-like
Exons: 4
Coding region: 329-934 (201 amino acids)
Biological process (GO): tetrahydrofolylpolyglutamate biosynthetic process
Cellular component (GO): mitochondrion; cytosol; cytoplasm
Molecular function (GO): ATP binding; tetrahydrofolylpolyglutamate synthase activity
Source: RefSeq, a predicted model, not a curated record